AUGCCAGAGACGCAGAUAUGGCCACCGUUUCUCAAUUCCUAUCCCCCGCAACUGCAGCAGAUUUCCAUCCUGCAAGCCGUAGCCCUGGUUGCAGCGGUGUGCUUGCUGCGGCAUAUCGGGGCCCUCCGUUCCAAGCCGUCGGUCGAGGCUCCCUACGCCGGCUACCGGACCUUUUGGGAACCGACCUGGCUGGUCCGUCUGCGCUUCGUGUGGGCUGCCCCAACCAUUAUUCACCAAGGAUACAGCCAGUUCAAAGACUCCCUCUUCCAGAUCCGACGCAUCGGCGCGGACAUCCUUGUCCUCUCGCCCAAGCACGUCGAGGAGGUCCGCAGUCUCUCCAAGGAUAAGACGCGCUCCGUCGAGCCCCUUUUCCAUGACUUUGUCGGCGACUACACGCGAGGCAGGGAGUUCUUGGAGAGCGACCUGCAGAACCGGGUCAUACAGCAGAGGUUGACGCCGCAUCUCGACGCUCUUACCGAUCUGAUGCGGUCCGAGCUGGAUGUCGCGCUGGAAAAGGAGAUUCGCUGCGGCGGCAAAGAUUCGUGGACGCUCGUCGACAUGAACCGCGUUUUGGCCCGUAUUGUCGGCCACGUUACAGCGAGGGUGUUUCUAGGACCGGAAGAAUGCCGCAACGAGGAGUGGCACACGGCGACAACCGAAUACAGCGAGAACCUCUUCAUCACCGGCAUGAUCCUGAGAGUGGUUCCCUGCUGGCUUCGGCCGUUCGUCGCCCCCGCCCUGCCCACCUACCGGCGACUGCUCGGCAACGUCGCCUCGGCACGAACAAUCAUCGGCAACAUCGUGCAGAAACGUCAGUCCCUGCGCCAAGAGUUGGGGUCGGCGUAUAUAUUCCCCACUGACGUCCUCCAGUGGACGAUGGAUGCGGCCCGGGGCCAGGAGCGGGACGUCAGCAACCUGGCCCAGCGGAUGCUUACCCUCAGCCUGUCCGCCAUCCACACAACGGCCUUGACCAUGACGCAGGCGCUGUACGAUCUGUGCAGCCACCCAGAGUGCCUUGAGCCGCUCAGGGCCGAGAUAGCAGACGCGCUGAUCGACGCGGAUGGACGAGGAAAAGCUAUGCUACAUCGCCUGUACAAGCUAGACAGCCUCCUCAAGGAAUCCCAGCGGUUCAGCCCCGUGUUUCUCCUGACUUUCAACCGCAUUUUUCAUCAGCCCAUGACGCUCUCGGACGGCACGUUUCUCCCCGCCGGAACCCGCGUUGCUGUGCCGUCAAACGCCAUGCUGCAGCAACCCGAGCAUGUUCCAGGACCAGCCAAGCCGUCCGAGUUUGACCCCUUUCGCUACUCCAACCUGCGCAACGACCCUGUCCUGGGGCCGCAGUACCAGCGCUUCAUGUGUGCCAUGACCAACUCGAGCAACAUGGCCUUUGGCUACGGGAGAUAUGCGUGCCCCGGGCGAUUUUACGCCGUCAAUGAGAUGAAGCUGAUCCUGGCUACUCUGCUUCUGCGGUACGAGCUCAAGUUUCCGGAGGGCGCCAAGAGGCCCAAAAACUUUACCGUCGACGGCGACAUGUUUCCUGACCCGAGGGCCCGGCUCCUGAUCCGGGAGCGAGUACCGUGA
Molecule: messenger RNA, 1581 nt
Organism: Ustilaginoidea virens
Lineage: Eukaryota; Fungi; Ascomycota; Sordariomycetes; Hypocreales; Clavicipitaceae
Exons: 4
Coding region: 1-1581 (526 amino acids)
Molecular function (GO): oxidoreductase activity, acting on paired donors, with incorporation or reduction of molecular oxygen; iron ion binding; monooxygenase activity
Source: RefSeq, a predicted model, not a curated record